Anopheles darlingi is the source of this 1522-nucleotide messenger RNA. RefSeq lists its product as uncharacterized. The record is from RefSeq and is a predicted model, not a curated record. NCBI's taxonomy places the organism in Eukaryota, Metazoa, Arthropoda, Insecta, Diptera, Culicidae. The transcript has 2 exons. Bases 107 to 1393 code for a protein of 428 amino acids.
CAACAAGGGAGAGAACUGGAUGCAAUAGUAUAAAACCUGCUAGCACCAAGGUGCAUCUCGUUCAGAAUAUUCUUCGUACUAAGCGCAUCUAGUGAACGAUAGCAGAAUGUUCAAGUUGCUGUUGGCCAUCGCGUUGCUCAGUCAGUCACUGCUCGUCAGUGCGACCCUUUUUAAGAAAAAGAUAAUCAUCGCAUCCGAGAGUGAUGGUCAUGAUCAUGGUGGUGGUGGUGCCGGUGGCGGUGGCGGCGGAUUUUCCUUGGGUGGCGGAGGAUUCGGAAUUUCGUUUGGUGGCGGUUUGUCCGGUGGCGGCGCUGGAGUAGGCCAUGGCGGAAAUUAUGGUGGCCAUUCCGGUGGCGCUGGAGGUCCGGGUCAUUCCGGAGGAUCCGGCUAUGGAAAUGGUGGCGGUGGUAGUGGUGCUGGUGGUGGUAGUCACGCAUCAAGCAGUGCGUUUGCUAGUGCGUCCGCUAGUGCGGCCGCUGGAGCUGGUUCUACCGGAAAUGGUGGAGUUUACGGAACACAUCAGACCGGGCCCAGUGGAGCAGGAAACGAUGGUGGUUACGGUGGUGGAUAUGGAAGUUAUCAACCGGGUCCGGCGGGAGCUGGAAGUGGUAGUGCUUACGGACAAGGUGGUGCCCCUGGCGGUGGACAUGCUGUCCAUCAUGCUCCGUCGGAACACCUCACACCUCCCGGUGGAAGCUACCAAGGAGCUGUUGGUUCUGGUUCUGGAUAUGCCAACAGUUAUGCCAACAGCUACGCUAGUGCUGGUGCUAGCGCUGGUGGUAGUGCUGGGGUGCCCAGUGGACCAGCGAGUGGAGGUGGAUCAUAUCAGGGAUCACACCAGCAAGGAUCGCAUCAGCAGGGACCACAACAUCCGGGCGGUCAUCAUGGCGGUCACGGUGGUGGUUUUACGAAACAAAUCACUAUCACCAAACACAUCGAGGCACGACCAUCGCCACCGGUGAUCGUGGAGAAACCCGUACACGUGCCGGUCGAUCGCCCAUACCCGGUAUACAUCGAGAAGCAGGUUCCCGUGACGGUGAUCAAAGAAGUGCCCGUUGCGACCGGAGGACACUCAGGACACGGAGGAGCAAACUAUGGUGGUGCUGGUGCUGGAGGUAAUGGACGGUAUUAUGGCCAGCAGGCAGCUGGUGCAAGUGCCAGCGCACAUGCCAGUGCCCACGCCAGUGCGCAAGCGGGCGGUAGUGCAGGGGGAGCGAGCUACGGUGGACAACCGAGUGGUGGCUACGGUGGAGACGGUAACGGUGCCUCCGGAGCCGGCGGUCAUGGUGGCCACGGAGACCACGGUGCAGGAGCGACAUUCACGAAGACCAUUUCGUUCGAGAAGACCUUCAACAAGCACAAACACUUCUUGCAUCAUCAUCACGGCUGGUAGAACCCGAAACCAUACCAAACGGUUUCGUUCCGUGCAUCGUGCAAUGGCCCAUCGGGGAACGGACCACUAGCGGGUGUUGUAAUACCCUCGAAAUGACUAAUAAAUGUGUAAUUCCUUUUAACGAAGCAA